AUGGAUACCGGGCGCGAACCCUGCCCAUGGGUCAUUCUCACAGAUGCCGGCGGCGCGUUCAGCAUGGGCGUACUUGCUAUGCAGGUAAUCGGCGGUACAAUUUGGCAUGGCGUCAAAGGGGCGCGCAACUCGCCGGCCGGUGAGCGGGGCAUCGGAGCCAUGACGGCUAUCAAGUCGAGGGUCCCGGUGCUCGGUGGUAAUUUUGCCGCCUUUGGGGGGCUUCUGGGUCUUUAUACCUGCGCCGUCACCGGCAUCCGCCAUAAGGAAGAUCCAUGGAACGGUAUCGCCGCCGGACUUCUUACGGGAGGGUCGCUAGCCAUUCGCAGCGGCUACAAGGCCGCGAGAAACAAUGCCAUCGGCUGCGGCCUUCUCAUGGCCGUCUUCGAGGGCGUGGGUAUUGUAGUGCAACGCGCCGCGGCGGGGAGCACGCGACUAUAUUGA
This is a messenger RNA of Colletotrichum truncatum, 441 nucleotides long. RefSeq names its product mitochondrial import inner membrane translocase subunit. The record is from RefSeq and is a predicted model, not a curated record. Gene Ontology annotation, molecular function: transmembrane protein transporter activity. Lineage: Eukaryota; Fungi; Ascomycota; Sordariomycetes; Glomerellales; Glomerellaceae. Gene Ontology annotation, cellular component: TIM23 mitochondrial import inner membrane translocase complex; mitochondrial inner membrane. Gene Ontology annotation, biological process: protein import into mitochondrial matrix.